This is a messenger RNA of Procambarus clarkii (red swamp crayfish), 738 nucleotides long. Lineage: Eukaryota; Metazoa; Arthropoda; Malacostraca; Decapoda; Cambaridae. The record is from RefSeq and is a predicted model, not a curated record.
AUGGAAAAGGAGGAGACACGUGAACACCUUCAACACUCUGACUAUGAUGCUCCAGACGUGAACACCUUCAACCAUUAUGUCACCAACAAUCACUCCUCCAAACGACAGUUCCCAGACCUUCAUUCCUCUUACAUCAUUCUUUCAACCAUUAUCCCUCCAUACAUUACUCCAACUAUCAUCCCACCAACCAUUACUCCAACAAUCAUCCCUCCAACCAUUACUCCAACUAUCAUCCCGCCAACCAUUACUCCAACUAUCAUCCCUCCAACCAUUACUAAAACUAUCAUCCCACCAUCCAUUACUCCAACUAUCAUCCCUCCAACCAUUACUCCAACUAUCAUCCCACCAACCAUUACUAAAACUAUCAUCCCACCAUCCAUUACUCCAACUAUCAUCCCACCAACCAUUACUAAAACUAUCAUCCCACCAACCAUUACUCCAACUAUUAUCCCACCAACCAUUACUAAAACUAUCAUCCCACCAACCACUACUAAAACUAUCAUCCCACCAUCCAUUACUAAAACUAUCAUCCCACCAACCAUUACUCCAACUAUCAUCCCACCAACCAUUACUAAAACUAUCAUCCCACCAACCAUUACUAAAACUAUCAUCCCACCAACCAUUACUCCAACUAUUAUCUCACCAACCAUUACUAAAACUAUCAUCCCACCAUCCAUUACUAAAACUAUCAUCCCACCAACCAUUACUCCAACUAUUAUCCCACCAACCUCGCUCUAA